This is a messenger RNA of Heterocephalus glaber (naked mole-rat), 966 nucleotides long. RefSeq names its product olfactory receptor 2T29. Gene Ontology annotation, biological process: G protein-coupled receptor signaling pathway. Gene Ontology annotation, cellular component: membrane. Lineage: Eukaryota; Metazoa; Chordata; Mammalia; Rodentia; Bathyergidae. Gene Ontology annotation, molecular function: G protein-coupled receptor activity; olfactory receptor activity. The record is from RefSeq and is a predicted model, not a curated record.
AUGGACAGCCCCAACUGGAUGCCCAAGUACACUACAUGGGUAGAUUUCAUCCUGGUGGGGCUCUUCCCUCAGUCCAGACACCCAGCUCUGCUGUUCCUGGUCAUCUUUGUGAUGCUCCUGAUGGCCUUGUCAGGAAAUGCAUUGCUGAUCCUCCUGAUAUGCGCCAACACCUGCCUUCACACCCCCAUGUACUUUUUCAUCACCCAGUUGUCCCUCAUGGACAUGGUGUACAUUUCCACCACUGUCCCCAAGAUGCCCAUGGACCAGGUCAUGGGUGAGAACAGGAUCUUGGCUCCUGAGUGUGGGAGGAUGCAGAUGUUCCUCUACUUGAUGCUGGCAGGUUCAGAAGUUUUUCUUCUGGCAGCCAUGUCCUAUGACCGCUAUGUGGCCAUCUGCCGUCCCCUGCAUUACCACAUCCUGAUGAACCACAGAGUGAGUCUCCUCCUGGCAUCUGGCUGCUGGUUCCUGGGGUCUGUGGAUGGCUUCAUGCUGACCCCUGUAACCAUGACCUUCCCCUUCUGCCACUCCCGGGAGAUCAACCACUUCUUCUGUGAAGUCCCUGCUGUGAUGAAGCUCUCCUGCUCAGACACCUCGCUCUAUGAGGUGCUCAUGUACCUGUGCUGUGUCCUCAUGCUCCUCAUCCCCGUGACAGUCAUCUCAAGCUCCUACACCUGCAUCCUUCUCACCGUGCUCAGGAUGAACUCAUCAGAGGGCCGGAAGAAGGCGCUGGCCACCUGCUCCUCCCACAUGACCAUAGUGCUUCUCUUCUAUGGGGCUGCCAUCUACACCUACAUGCUUCCCAGCUCCUUCCACACCCCUGAGAAGGACAUGGUGGUGUCUGUGUUCUACACAAUACUCACUCCUGUGCUGAACCCCUUAAUCUAUAGUCUUAGGAAUAAGGAUGUCACAGAAGCUCUGAAGAAAAUGUGCAGUGUGAGACCUGCCUUUCACAACAUGGUAAAAUAG